Messenger RNA from Dovyalis caffra, 393 nucleotides. The record is from the annotation of a GenBank genome assembly. Lineage: Eukaryota; Viridiplantae; Streptophyta; Magnoliopsida; Malpighiales; Salicaceae.
AUGGCAGCGGCUUCAAGUUUACAACUUGUUCUUCCAAUUAUAGCCAAACAACAAGAUUCAGGAAUACAUGGACUCAAUUCUGGCAGCCAGGAGAUUCUUGGGUUCAAUGCUUUUUUAAAAAACUCUUCUGCUAGACGUUGUAUUAAAGUUAAGGCUGCACCAAGUAAUCGAAACACGAAACAGAAUAGUGUGAUUUGUGCUGACUGUGAUGGAAAUGGUGCUGUUCUGUGCUCUCAGUGCAAAGGUAGUGGAGUGAACUCUGUUGAUCUUUUCAAUGGCCAAUUUAAAGCCGGUGAUUCGUGUUGGCUUUGCGGAGGCAGAAAGGAAAUACUGUGUGGGAAUUGCAAUGGAGCUGGCUUCGUUGGCGGUUUCCUGAGCACUUUCGAUGAGUAG